Molecule: messenger RNA, 271 nt
Organism: Candidula unifasciata
Lineage: Eukaryota; Metazoa; Mollusca; Gastropoda; Stylommatophora; Geomitridae
Source: the annotation of a GenBank genome assembly
GUGCUCCAAUUAUCACAUUUACAUUACCAACAUACACUGUCACAGGUGCUCCAAUUAUCACAAUUACAUUUACCAACAUACCUUGUCACAGGUGUUCCAGUUAACACAAUUACAUUACUAACAAACACUGUUACAGGUGCUCCAAUUAUCACAUUUACGUUACCAACAUACAUUGUCACAGGUGCUCCAGUUAACACAAUUACAUUACUAACAAACACUGUUACAGGUGCUCUAAUUAUCACAUUUACAUUACCAACAUACAUUGUCCCAG